This is a messenger RNA of Strigops habroptila (Kakapo), 11087 nucleotides long. RefSeq names its product pyroglutamyl-peptidase I (gene PGPEP1). The transcript is spliced from 5 exons. The record is from RefSeq and is a predicted model, not a curated record. Gene Ontology annotation, cellular component: cytosol. Gene Ontology annotation, molecular function: pyroglutamyl-peptidase activity. Gene Ontology annotation, biological process: proteolysis. NCBI's taxonomy places the organism in Eukaryota, Metazoa, Chordata, Aves, Psittaciformes, Psittacidae. Bases 4893 to 5291 code for a protein of 132 amino acids.
CCCGUCCGGAGCCCUCGGGGUGUCGGAGCCGGCACCAAGCUCACCCCCCAGCGCAGCACCAGCGCCCCGGGGGAAGGAUGAGCGGGGGAAUGAGGGGGAACGGGAGGCCCCAGCGUCGCAGGCGGGAGCUUGUCAGGCUCCUUUCCCCGGGGUACAAAGGGCGCCGGUUUGAUUUGUGGGGAAGGCAGCUCUGUGACAAAUGGGGAACUCAGGGGGGAAACUAUUCAGGGCUCUUCCCCCCGGCGGCAGCCGAGGUUGAGACGGUUUGAAUAGGCGAGAGGGGGCUCGUUGCCGUCGCGGUACGCGCUGGAGGCGAGCGGCUUUGCAGGGAGCAGCCGGAGAGGGAAGAAGCAGGUGGCAGAUCCCGGCGUUCCCGAAGCCGGGAUCGGUGCGGGGCGGCCGCGCUCGCCGUGACUAAACAGAAACCUUGCGUCUGUAAAUACCCUCCCGCCGGCGAUGCUUCUCCUCCCUCUUCCCCCCCUGCUUCCAGGGAAGGCUGUUCCGAUAACACAAGCGCUUGCUCCUCGGGUCUGCCCCUGUUUGAUCAUCUCUUGUUGCUGUCACGCUGAAUUCCCGUUUGAAGGCAGCCCGGGUGCGCUCCCCGUCAGCUGCAGCGGGUGCUCCGCGAGGAUAAGUGCUGUUGGUGCACGGUUUCUUUUUUAGGACUGGUGAAGGAGCUAAUCCCAUCAGGAUCUCUGCAGCUGGUGUCCCGCUCACGAGCCUUGCAGGGCCCUAUUGUGGAUGUGGAGGAACUCCUGGGCGUGCUCGUGCUGCUCGCAAAGUUGCUUAUCUCCUGCGAGAGAGAUACCAGGAGGAUCCAGACAGGAGCUGAGUCAGAGGAGCGAUAGCCCCCAGUUGACUUUGUGCCAGUUCACUUUGGGCUCCGGCGCGAGAGGGUUAUGUUAUGUGUGUGGGCACCUGUAGGAUUCCAGCCUUCCCGUGGCUGAAUUGGAAAGAACUGGAUGUGUUUUGAUUCCUUUUGGUUCAGGCUGUUGUGGUUUCUUUAGGAAGGAGCCCUUGCAGGUCCUGGUUGUGUCUGGACAUCCCUGACUUGCAGAAACCGCUGCGAAGGGGUUCAGUGCUUGGACUUGUUCACCUCUGCUGCAGCUGUGGGUUGUCUUAGGAACAUUGGAGGUUUGCUCACAGGGAAACACCAACGUUUUGAUCUUGUGGAAACCUGCAGCAGAUUCCUUUUGGGCAGAUGUUGACAGUGGUUUGAUUGUAAGAGACCCAUCAGCGUGGACGAGCCCACCCUGUGCAAACCCCUUACGCAGGGGGGUGUUGAGGUUAUUGCGCAGCAUAACCUCAGCCCUACUGUCGAGAGCAAAGAGAACCGUUUCCAUUAAUGUGUCACAUAAUAUUUGUGGUCCCUCUCAAAUCCUUUCAGGAGUUAGACACAAUUUAUGUCUCUUAAUGGCAUGGGGCUCACAGGGAAACUCUGACAGUUCAGAUUAAAGCGUAUCGACGCCGUGCCCAGAUGAAUUGCCCAAGCUUUGUGUGCUUGCUCAGGAGGAGAUGGUGGGGGUUACUAGUUAACUCCGAGUUACUCAUUAGGAAAUCAAGAUGUGAUGAGUAAGUGGUUUUGAUAACAUUAUCAUAACCCUUCCUGCUUGCUGGAGGUGAGUUGUCCAGAGCUCUUGUUUCCUCUUAAGGCAGAACUAACGCUGACAGAGAUCUUGGUGAAGACCUGAGCAGAGAGUAACUGUUUGAAACAGGCUUGUCUCCGUUUGUGGAAGCAUCUGCUGUGGCCUAAACCAAUCAGGAACAGAAAAUCCAAUCAGGAUUCUAAUUCCAUGACAUCGGGCAACUUCUCUGUUCAGAACAAGUUCUUCCAAGCUGGUCAGGAAGGAGAAAAUCCACUUGGCCCAGCGUCUGCUGGGGAAAAAAGAGUUUCUUUUGAGGCAAGCUCCCAGUACAAGGUGUAGAGUUCAAACACUUCUGUGGAGGUCUCUUAGUACUCGGUUGUCAAGUUAAGUAAGGAUUGGGCCUUAGAAGUGGGGUUUCUUUCAGGCUCUAUAUACCAGGAAAGCUCAGACCAUUUUUCACCUUUCAGGUUGGUCAAACCUGUCGGGAUGACUUCACCACUGUGGAUUUUUUACUUCUCUUGCAGGGUUUGGUCCCUUUGGAGAGCACGCUGUUAACGCCAGUUGGAUUGCAGUUCAGGGGCUUGGGGGUGUUUGGAGCCCAUCAAACUAGAGUUGGAGCCUGUGCUUUGUGCUGCGUUGGAGCCCGUCUCUCUGCCGAGUCCUGAAUCACUCGAGCUCCUCACUAAAACCCGGCCCUGAGGCAGCAGCGGGGAGGAUUUGCCUUCCCUCACCCUGCCCAGCCCCGAGAGGCCCAGACAAAAAGGAACAGCAUGGCUUUGAGCACGGGCGAGUUGGGCAUUGUGCAGGUUUCAGACGGGGGACUUCAUGGAGCUGAGGGGACACAAAGGCGUGUCUGCGCGCCUCAGCCCCAGACGCUGUGAUCUGCAUCUUAAUAGAAGAAAAAUCAAUUAAACAAUCUUGCUAAAUCCUCCCUCGCUUUAGGGCUGAGCCACUUCUGCUUUAUUACAGCUUUUAUUAUCCCCGCAUCCCGAGGAAUCCAAUUCCCUGCUUUUCUUUCCGCUCCUCUUGGGUUUUAUUUGGCUUCUCGCGCAGAGCACGGGCGCGGGGUGUCUGUUCCCUCCGACUGCAGCGGGCUUCUAGGAGAGCUGUUUGCUUUUGAAAGCAAAAAGAGUUUCACACAUGGGUACCUUCAGCAGCAGCAGUUGCAAUCUAAUAAUGGGAAGAUGUUUGGAGAUUUGUACGCCUAAGGGAGAGAUUCCCUAUGAAUUCGGAGGGAAUAACAACAGCUUUCUGCUUUAUUUUGUUAAGGCUUUCAGGGAAAAACAUUCCCCAUUAGUGUGGAUUUUCUGUUCUGUGUUUCCCCGUUUCAUUUGGAGGAAUUUUCUCCAGUUUUUGCUUGGGAAGGACCUUCCUUUCAAGAAGUAGUUACUGAAACGAGCUUUUCUAUUCAUUUUCUGGCCUCCUUGGUGUAACUUAGGUGUAGACACAGGUGGACUGUGAAGCGAAUGGGCUCUUGCCUUCAUCCCCCCCCAAAGUGCUUCUGGCUGAGGAGGAGGAGGAGGAGGAGAGAGGUCAGGGUGCGCUGUGACAUUACUAAGGACAAUUGCUGUCAGGGUGUCUAGACAGACCUGAUAAGGAUAUUAAAGGCUCACAAAGGCGACCAUUGUGGAGGGGUCAGGGAACCGGGCAGACGCGUUCGGGUUUCUGUGUCUGUCAGGUAUACAAGGGAAUAAGUUGUCUGGGGGCCAGCGUACAUCUUUAUUAUGGAGUGGAAGCACCCAGCGCUGUGCUUGGUUAAAGGGAAGUUGUGGGUUUGUAAAGCGGAGAAGGUUUGGAGCUGUCACUGAGGGGCUGCAGCUCAAACAGCCCGAGGUGUCUCCUCCUGCGCUGCCAGGAAGAGUGUCCACGAUGAAGCUCAUCUUGAGGAGCUGUUUGAUGCUCUUUAGGGAAGUGAUGAUGAAUUCCUCCCUAUUAACGCUCUGGAGAUCUUCCUAAAGAGACUGACUUGUAUUUGAAUACUCUCAUUUGUAAACUACUUACUUUAUUAACGCGCCACAUAAACCAGCUGACGUUUUGAAGGCAGAUUUGUGCAAAGGAGAUGUGAUGAAACAUCACUUAGCAUCCAUCUCUGGUAAUGGAUGUCUGUGUGUGCCAGACACUAAUCAAUACAGCAAGCCUUUAAUAUCAGCCUUGCCCUCGGAGCCAGAGCAAGUGAUUUAUCAUUGUUGUUGCUCAUAUCUGCUGGUCCAUGGAAGUCUUACUCUUGCCUUUGCUGCGUGUUUUAAGUGUCUUAAAUCUUGUUACACUGGCUGUGGCCCUUACAAGUGGGAAAGGUUUUCUUUGCUCAGUAAAGAAACCACUCGUGCUGACAACUACAGACAGAAAGGAUAUAAAGAUACUGCUCAUGUUUAGAUAGGGGAGGUAGGAUGGUAACGGGGAGGUCCAAAAACCUCAGCUUGUCCUCUCCUUUCAACUGUCUCUAAUUUAAUUGUAAACGUAGGGAAACACAAGAUUUGGAGGGGAGAAAGCUUCAGUGGAUUCAGCUGGUGUGCACUCUUUAGCCUGAAGUUUGCAGGUAUCAUCUCUGUGCGCAGGAAGAGAAAGCCUAAGAAUUGCAUGAAAGAGCUGCUCUUGGCUCCGAUCACCGAAUCCGAACCUGAAAUAACUUGAUCAGUCAAGAAUCUAUUGAAGGGGCCUUUGAUAGUUUGCUGGCUUCUGUGCUCGAGAUCUGUCAGAACAACCCCAGGGCGGGGGAAUAGCAGGUGAUGUUGUUGCUGUGCCUGCAGCCCCUUCGGUGGAAGCACAGGGAAUCGCUCCGUGCUCCCGGCGUGAGGAAGCUGCUGUUUUCAGUUGAUGUGUUCAGGAGGAGAAGAGCAGCACCAGACACGGAGCUUCUGCUGUGUGUGAACUUGGAGCCUGGCACACGGCUCCUCAGGUUGAUGGGUUGGUUUAAGAACAUGUGUUUUUCCAGAGGCUGUGUCCUUCCCUUGAGUCCUCAGAAGUUUGGGUUUGAUGGCUCCAAAAGGUUUACUUCUGGUGAAGUCCUGUUGUGGGCUUGACUGGUAACGUCUGAAGUAUCAAAGGAGCAAGUCCCAUACUCUUACUGGUGAGACUGGAGUGUGUUGAACCGGAGGCCAAAGAAGAGCAAGGGAGAAGUAUCCAGGCCCAUGAGGGAACUCGGUGUUGGGAUCAAACAGUCAGGAGUUGGAGAAGCUAGGACUGCGAGAUGAUGUGGAUCUGCACGUCUACGAAGUCCCAGUUGAAUACCAGACAGUGCAAAGACUCAUUCCUGCAUUAUGGAAAAAGCACAGUCCACAACUGGUGGUUCACGUGGGUGUUUCGGGUAUGGCUACGACUGUGACUCUGGAGAAGUGCGGCCACAACGUGGGUUAUAAAGGCUUGGACAACUGCCGCUUCUGCCCAGGCUCUCAGUGCUGCGUGGAAGGAGGCCCCGAGUGCAUCGAUUCCAUUAUUGACAUGGACACAGUUUGCAAGAGAGUCUCAGCACUGGGGCUGGACGUCACGGUCACUAUAUCGAAGGAUGCCGGCAGGUACCUCUGUGACUUCACUUACUACACGUCCUUAUACCAGAGUCGCGGGAGGUCGGCUUUUGUUCACGUGCCUCCGCUGGGCAAGCCCUAUACUGCAGAACAGCUGGGUCGGGCACUACAGGCUAUAAUAGAAGAAAUGCUGGAGGUUUUGGAGCAUUCUGAAGACAAAAUCAAUUGUCAGCAUGAACACUGAAAGUGGGCAGAAGUUAUCCUAGUAUUGCACUUCCAAAAUCUUCCCUGCUACUGAAGUACUGGGGGACCGGUCUGAAGCGUACAGACCCCAGAAUUGGAGACUUCAAAAAGGAAAAUUCCACUCCUAGAAACGGACCUUUUCUUGCUUUUUCUUUGUCAAAUGUGUGCAUUUCAGCCUAGGCAACAAAGGAGUCAGAAUCUCUUCUUGAUAACACCUGCAACUACUCAUUUCUGAAGCGACUGAAGUGUGUGUGCUGUGCUUCAUGCAGAGCUUCUGGCAGCCGAGUGGCAGCUCCUGACCAGUGUAAUCCAGUGCAGAUGGAAGGUUUCUCAUCUGGACUUGGUGUUCAGGUGCAGGGAAUUGAUAACCCAGACUUCUAACGACUAGUUUUUAAGUUGAAAGGUUUGCUUUCGUUUUGGUUUGGGGUUUUUUUUCCCCUCCCCCUCUUUGGCCCAAAUGAUAGGUUAUGAUAUAAAGAGCUGGAAUGGUGUGGGAUUGUCUGUUGGACAACAGCGCUUGGUGGAGAUGAGGAAUCUUGGAAAUUGCUGAGAUGGAAAAAUACUUGAGGCACUGACUUCUUACCCCACAUUGUCCAAAUAUUCACAGGGUCCUCUGUAAUGUACUGGUUAACUGGUAGCUGCAGAUAGAAGGGACGUGCUUUGGGUUCCUUCUGUUGCGGAGCAGGAGUUGGCUUUGUCUUUGUUUCUUGGACACAAGGAUGAGCCUAACUCGGCCAAAUACUUCCAAAUGUCUUUUUUUAUUCCCUUCUCAAUGCCACCUUCCUCACUCAAGUCAACAUAUACCUCCUGUACAAAACACCUUGUGUCAUACGUGUAUAAAACAAACCACUCGCGGUGAAAUAGCUUUGCUAAAGGCCACUUUCUCCACAGGAGACCUUCACCCUACACUUGGUGCUAGCUGCUCUUUUGAAGGCAAAGGUUGAGUAAUUGAUAACUUCCUUAGUUACACAUUUUCCUCCUUUUGAAAGGUUAGAAGAGUAAUGUUUAACUUCAAUUCAAAGUUGUCACCUUGAUUGAUUGGAGGCAUGAAUACGCAAACGUGCAGAUUUGAAGACAUUCUGCCAAAGCCCAUCUCAAAGCUUAAACCUGCUGUCUGUAAACCAGAGGCAGUUGGUUGAAAGUGAGGAAUUCUGCUUCGAAUGAGUUUUCCAGGCUGGUUCUUAGUGUUUCCCUCCCAAUGGGAGGGUACAAAUUGCUGCUUCUUGCAUGAACUUUCCCCAGGAAUUCGCUGGGGGAAGCGUACAUGCAGGCUCUAAGCAGGACUGGUGGAUGCAGGUUUGCUGCCAGAUUACAAGGCUCCAGUGAAGGAGGGAUGAUGGUACAGUGGGAACAGACAUUAAGUUGGUGAUUGAUGGCCAAUAGGUCCCACUGAGGGGCCAUUUAAAUGAAGAGGUCUGAUUUGAUCCUAAUACUUUUACAAAUAUAUAUAUAUACAUAUAUAUAUACACACACACCCCAAUAUUUUGAAUGCCAGUAUCUUAAUUUUCUAAUUAGGAAUGAUCCUGCUCUAGUAUCUCUCAGUGAGAGCUGCCAUUAACUUGCUGUUUUCCAGGAGAAGUCUAGCAACAAAGGGAAUAAAUACCACUUCUUGCCACCCUGGAGAGAGGACCAAGGCUUCUGCAGUUGCAAUAACUUUGCUGUUGUGAAGAGGUUGGGAUAAAGGUCUGGGUUUUUCCAAGGAAAUUCCCACUGUAUUUACUGUACAGGCUUUUCUGAGCAAAAGAGUUUGCCUUCAAAGUCAAGGUUCUCUUUUGUAUUCAGAUCUGAGGUAGCACUUGGGGGGGUGUCGGCAGGCAGGCUUUCUGGUUAGUAAUUUAUUCUAUUUAAUGCUUUGUUGAAAUAUUGGUGGUUUUAACCUGGGGUUUGCCAAUAGUUGGGCUACUUUUCUCUUGUAGGUUUGUCCCUUUCUCUGGUAGGAAGCUUCGGCAUCGGUGUGUCUUAGCUGCUGAGUGGUUGAAAGAGGAGGAAUUCAGGUGUUCUGCUGAGUUCAGCAGCUGGUGUAAGGGAUUUUGAGGAAUGCUAUUUAAUUUACCUGUAAUAUAGCUAGGAAUGAAAUGGGAGUGGAAAAGAACAGUUGAGUGAGGUGAGAACAGAAAAACUAUGGAAUUGAAGCGGCCACAGGAAGGGCUCAUUCCCAUGGGAAGGUCUGUCGUCCAGGCAGCCCUCACCUGGAGCACAAGGGGUUGGAGCAGGUCACUCCGCUGGUGAUAAAAGUCUCGAGGUGAGAUGUGCCUUGUCUGUCCGUGUCUUUUAAACGUUUGUGCUUCCUCGGAGCCUUGGAGAUUCCCAUCUGGAUGUGGCUGAGGAGGAGGAGUGGCUCCAGAUUCAUCCAUGGGGAAGGUAGAUAGCAGCGGCUGCGUGGGGAGAGCGCCUUUCCACACUGAUGUGGAGCUGUGGAGCUGGGUCCUGUCCAGCACCUAUAGACAUUCCUUGUUGGGUGCUCUCUGCUGCUCAAGGCUAAAUCCUGAGCCAGUGUCCAUGGCUGCUGUUUGUCUGAGGAUUGCAGCGCUUGACCCACGUGUUGGUGUUGAAACCAUCUCCUUUUUGGCCGUACUUUGCUCGGAGCAUCCCUUGGAGCUGUGUCGUCUCCUCAGGAGCUGUUUUGGUGACACUUCCAUGGGAGCAGUUGCAUAGGAAAGAAUAAUUUAUUUUAUAAUCUUUUGGGCUUGUUUUUUCUGAGCAUUAGUCCUCAGAGAUUGCAUUUGUAAAGGGUGUCUCGGUGGUAGAGCAAUCGUGUGGGGAAACUCUUACAAAUGGCAUGAAACUGAUUUUAUUUAACCUGACCUAAAUUAAAUACUUUUGGGGUGGGUUUUUCUCUCUUUUGUUGCCUUUUUAUUAUGUUAAAUCCAUGGAUUCACAAUGCCUUCCCUAGGGGUGCAUGUUUGCUUUGGAACUUUGACAUCAAACUGCUGCAGAGCUUCCAAAAGCUGAUGUUUUUGGUAAUUCUUCCUUAUCUGCUGCUUCUUCCAGGUCAUCCAUACGUAGACUUUGCACAUUUGCACUGACGGGGAGACCUGUUGCCAAGCACAGAACACACUGUGCUGGGGAGGAGGUGUAGGGAGCUCAGGUUUGCUGUUCUUUGUGGUGCCUGCAACUUGCAAACGCUCAAAGCUGGUAAAGCUUCAGAAUCCUGCGAGUGCAAAGUUGUCUCUGGGGUAACAGAGAAACGGGGCUGAGAAGAUUUGUGUGGAAGAGAGAAUUUGGGAGGUUCCGCUGUAUCAGGUCUGUUGUCAUUUGAUCUGCUUGCCAACAGCUUGGGGUAGGAGCUGGCUGAUGUGUGGAUGGAGUUUGGUGAUGCCAAUGUGAUCGUUGCAGUUAUUAAAUGCUGUGGAGGGUUUUGAGGAACUCCAGAUACUCGUAAGCUCCGUCGUCAUUUGGUGACUCUGAUGGUCGGAAGGGAUUUCCUUUGGAUAAUCUACCUUAUAUAAAGCACAGCAAAGAGAAGCGGUGAGCUUGGAAAUGUCUUUACCUUCAAGACUUAUGGAGGACUGGAUCCAUAUGGAUCCCUUCCAACUUGAGAUAUUCUAUGGGACUGUUGAAGGUAAAUCCACGUUUUACAGAAGCUGUUUGGUUUGGGGCUUUGGGGUAGCUUUUGGAAAGGAUAUCAAAGUAUAGAGCAGUACAUAUGUAUCUGGAGCAUUCCCCAACCUGAUUUGCUCCCUCCUAAAUGGAAAUAGUGAGAAAGGAUGAAAAGGUCAUGAAGAUGGUUUGAGGUGUUGAGUGUGGUUGUGACGUGAGACUGCAGCCAAGAACUGCUGAGCCCUUCCAGGAGGGGCCUGACUGAGGGUGUUCCAACGUUUAAGACCAUGAACACGAGCAGGUUGCUCUGCUUUCACCCCCGAGAGGAGGGGAACUCAAAGGCAUCUGGAGGCAAUUGGAGGUGAACGCUUCCUGGCUGACUCCUGGCAGAAGCUGAGGUGGUGUUUGCAUGCAGGGUCAUUGUAAAGCACCUCCUGAUGCUGCCUCCGGCAGAAAACCAGCCUCACUGAACCAGGGCUCUGCUCUAAUGUGUCCCCUUGAUCUCCGCAGGGUUUGUACCGCGUGUGCUGUGCUAAGUCAGGUAGGAAGCUCUGAGUAUUUACCUUCCUAGGCUGUCACACUUGGAUGUAGCAUUCAAACCCCGCCGUGUCUCUCGCUGUUGUGCUGGUUGUGCAGGCAAUACUUAACCUUUGAGCGCCUCCGUCACCUGGCAAAGGGGAUUAUUCCAGGCUACUGUCAUGCAGUUCCAUGCCUGGAAUAAAAGCCCGGGAGCUUCCAGGCCUGCAGACUCGCAAAUGGGCAGCCCAGACUCUCAGUGGUGUUCUUUUUGUGAAGAAAAAGACUAAAGAAGUUAUAAUCCACUGAAGUUUCUUCUAAUACUCAAAUAAUCUUCAUUUGAUGGAGCGUGGGAUGCACUGGCCUCACGUGUGGGCUUUCCUAUGAAGUGUAUAAAAGGAACUUCAUGUGGUUGGAGGAGCUUCUUAAAACCAGGAAAACCAUGAAAAGGAGCUGAUUUGGUCAUUCCCCACAAGAGCCAGCGCUAGGCUGAAGCAGCAUUUAUGCUCAGUGUUAUUUCAUGGUUUAACCUGGGACUUGUGCAUCUCUUUUAACUUCUCGUGUGUUUCUAACUCUAACCACCCAUCAGAUGCUGAGGCACGGAGCUGCUGGAAGAGCGAGUGGUGGUGUUUGCCAGCUGAAACCAGUGUGUUUCCACACAGGAAUGACACUCGUGGUGUUUGGGGGUUUUAAUUGUGGCUUUCAGGUUUCUUUCAAACUUUGUCUGUUGGCUUGGAUAAAAUAGCCCUAGUCUAUAAGUAGACAUCCUGACGUAGGAUUGGUUAGUUUUGCACCAGAAACCCUCAUGUUUUGCAGUAUAAAGUGCACUUUUUCUUCAGCAACGCCUUGUAUUCCUGUCUGAUCAGUGUCUUACGUGCUGAAAGUGAUGUUCUGCCAAACCUCCAAAGCUGAGGAUCUUGUUCCUUCUUCAUCAUAGUCAUUGGAACCUGUGAUCUGCUUCUGCUCAGUCUCUUUGAAGACAAAGUAGAGAAGAAAAUGCCUCCCAUAGAUAGGAAUUAAAUUUAGGAAAUGAACCUAUACGCUGCCCUUAAAUAAAACUCUGUGCUGCGUCAGUGCACGGUCAGGUUUUCUAUUGCACCAGCUUCUUAAAUCACAAAUGUUUACUUUGAUGAAACAGGGAGUGCCUUGUCCUGUGCUGGGCUUGCUUUUGGCGAGCAGAGUGGUGGUGAUGGGGCCAGAUCCACCCAAGGUGGAUGGAAAGACUGGGAGAAACUGGUUUCCCCUUUAUCCAGGGAUGCUCUUCAGCAACUGCGCUGAAUUGGGGUUUCCCGACACCCUCUCAGACCCGAAAGAGGAGCAAACAAACUCUUUGCUGCUUGGUUCUCACUCUGGCUUAGGUUGGCCAAAUCUGUGCAGGUUGUUCUGGCUCUUCUUUAAGGUUAGGUGUUCCUCUCGGGCUCGGAUAUGCAUGUUACAGCAUCACACAGCCGCUGGGGCCCUCUGUUCAUCCAUCCCAGUUGUCUGUCUGGUAUCUCAGGUGUGGCUGAUCUCACUCUUGCUCAUCAGGGCUCUUGGGGCUACCAUUUGAAACCUGGUGGGGCUUCUGUUUUUCUCAGUGUGUUCUUGCAGUGCCUUGUAAAACCCAAACAAUCCCCUGUGGCAAAGGGCUGUGUACUAAAAGAACCGUUCACAUACUUUCAGCUUGUGAUGGCCAGACUGGACUUUGUAACUGAAGAUUGAAACUCGUGGUUCAAAGUAAAUAAAGAGAGUUCAACUCUGA